CCGGAACGAUUUUAUCCGAAUGUUUCCGGAGGGAAGGAAAUGAGCGACGGACCAGAAUCCUCCGCCGGCUUUCCAAGAUGGCGGCGUCCAUGAUACGCGUCUUGUGAAGGAGACCAACUUCUGCGCACGAUUUUCAGUCAAAUGUUAUUGCUCAGGGUGAUGGGUGGACCAUGAGAUGUACCCGCUGCAUCCUGCGGCUCCUGGGCCGAACAUACGAGCUCCAGACCGGCCCCGUCACUAAGGCCAGUGUGCUCCAUCAGCCCCAGCUCCAGGUGCUGAGGCAUCUCCAUGGCAGCACCUCACGGGCCAAGGGCCAAGAGCCCCGCCCCGCGAAGUUCGUUGGCAACGAAGACAAGAGCAAGGACAGCUCGCUGGUCGCCCACGACGACCUGUUUGAGCGGGUGGCGAAAGACGCCAAGACCAAGGCCACGUUCAACAAGGUGAUCGAGGUCUUCAACAAGAAGGACAUAAGGCGCAGGGGCCACGUGGAGUUUAUCUACGCCGCCCUGAAGAAGAUGCCCGAGUUCGGGGUGGAGCGAGACCUCGCCGUCUACAACAAGCUGCUGGACGUCUUCCCCAAAGAAGUGUUUGUGCCCAGGAACUUCAUCCAGCGAAUGUUCAACCACUAUCCGAGACAGCAGGAGUGCGGAGUUCAGCUUCUGGAGCAGAUGGAGAAUUACGGUGUCAUGCCCAACGUCGAGACCAAAGUCCUGCUGGUCCAGAUCUUUGGAGAGAAGGGCCACCCCGUGAGGAAGUACCAGCGCAUCAUGUACUGGUUCCCCAAGUUCAAGCACGUGAACCCGUUCCCCGUCCCCCACCAGCUCCCCGAAGACCCGGUGGACCUGGCUCGCUUCAGCCUGACUCGCAUCGCUAACGACCUGGAUGCUAAAGUCACCGUCUACCAGGUUCCCUGCACAGACGUCACAGAGAGCGGCUCCGAGGUCACGCUCCCACACAUCGUAGGCGUCCAGAGCCCCAGUCAGAUGGAGCUUCUGGCCAAGCACAACCCGAACAGGCCGGUGUUUGUGGAGGGUCCCUUCCCCCUGUGGCUGAGGAAGACGUGCGUCUACUACUACGUCCUCAGAGCCGACCCCACGCCACCCGAAGAGAAGGUAGAGGAGCCGUACGACCCGGAGAGGAGCCUUCAGUACCCGCUGCAGCUCGACCUCGAUUUAGACCGGGACUUCGGGGACGAAGAGUCUUUCGACGUUGAAGACCUGGACGAGGGUCCGGUCUUCGCCAUGUGCAUGACCAACCAGGGGGACCAGGCCACCCUCAACCAGUGGGUCUCCGGCCUCCAGAGGGACAACCCCGUCCUGGGCCGGGUCCCCACGCUCUUCCGCCUGGACGCCGGACCCCGGGAGCUGCAGGGGGCGGAGGCCGAUUAUUCCGAGUCGAGCCGGAGAGAAGAGCCGCCGCCCGGAGACGGAGCCGGAGCCGGAGCCGGAGCCGGAGCCGGAGCCAAGGCCACGGAGGAAGAGGAGCCGAGGAGAAGCCACGGGAUGAAGCAGUGAACGGAGGAUGAACGAGGAUAAAACGUGACUGUAGCUGAUCCUCAUUGGUAAAGAUAUCAAGUCAUUAAACCCCAGACGGAUCAUUUUAGUAAUCACGUCAUCUUUCUAUUUAUUUAUGGUUCCCUUCUGAUUUUAUGGAGAGGUCUCAUCUCUCCUAAAACCACAGUCUAAAAAUGUUCUUUGUUUCAUUCAUCUCUUCCCUCUUUAGAGAAGAUUGAUUCCUCUGUCUCCGUCUCAAAUUUAAAUGUAGUUACAAGCAAGAUACGAGUUAAGAUGUCGCCUCUCAUCUGUUUAUUCCUUGAAAUAAAAACUAAAAUAAAAAAGAAA
Mugil cephalus (flathead mullet) is the source of this 1841-nucleotide messenger RNA. RefSeq names its product ECSIT signaling integrator (gene ecsit). Lineage: Eukaryota; Metazoa; Chordata; Actinopteri; Mugiliformes; Mugilidae. The coding region runs from base 171 to 1514 and encodes 447 amino acids. The transcript is spliced from 8 exons. The record is from RefSeq and is a predicted model, not a curated record. Gene Ontology annotation, molecular function: protein binding. Gene Ontology annotation, cellular component: mitochondrion.